AUGACAACAACCCAAGACGUAGCCCAGCUGGAGCUGGGCUCCCACAAUCGCAGUGUGGUACCAGAGUACGCCGUGGUGGAUGAAGAGUCGGGAGAGCAUGCGCUAGCAGGCACCACUCCAUCUCCUCCUUCCAGCUCCGAGAAUGGACAGGAUGCAAAGGAAGUCUUUGCUGCCGCUCCAAAGGUGCAGACCACGACGCUCCGCAAAAGAGCCAGAAGCUUUUCCAAUAGCGUCAAUGUUCCAAACUUUCUGAGACCUUCCAAGUCCAAGCUCGGCGGUAAGAUUACGCGUUUCACCAGCAAACACCUCAACUUUUACGUGAGUUGGGAGCAGACGCUGGCCAAGUUGUGCCAGCCCGUGUCAGCCUGCGAUCUAGUGUUGCAUCUGUGCGAGCGCUGACGCUCAUCACACACCCUCUCGCAGCGCAUUCACGUAACCUUCUUCGUCCUCACGCCUCUCAUCGCUUCCGCCAUCUUCUACGCCGCUAAUCAAGAUGUUCACAUCAAGUACAUUGAUGCUCUAUUCCUCUGCGUCAGUGCCGUCACAGUCACUGGUCUGACGACGAUCAACAUCAGCACGGCGACAGGCUUCCAACAAGCUAUCCUGUUCGUGCUGAUGUGCGUGGGCAACGUCGUCGCUGUUAGCGUGACGAUGGUAUGGACCCGAAGGCGCUUCUUUCGCAGAAGAUUCGAGGAUCUCGUAGCGAAGAAUGCGGCUGCGAGAAAGAAGGUCCGCGAUGUCGAGGAGGCAGACAGACGUGAAGGGGGACGGAUGCAUCGUUUGCGCCGCAUGAUGAAGGGCGGGGCAAUCGAUAGCGACGGGUCGAGACAGAGCACGGAUGAGAGCGGGCAUGCUCCGGAACCGCGAAAACACUCGACCAAACGCAAGGGGCCGCUCACUUCGGACAUGAUUAGACGAACGGAUCAGCCUGCAGUCCUCGUCAACCCGAUGGGCAUGCCAUCCACUGCACACCCUCGCUCGGGCUCGGAGGAGCGCGUGGCAUCUCGUCCGUCCGUCGCAACAGAGGCACCUCGAGGCAUCCUGGCACCAAUGGACGAGACACCGAUUGCCGGGCCCUCGGCGGGCCCUACAGGUAGCGUGCGCAUCGCUGAGCCAAAUCGCUUCUUGCGAGGCUUGCCGGUGCACGACAGUCCCGUGGAGCAGACAGAGACCGCAUUUCCAAGCAGCGCCCCCGCUCGGCGCACCACUUUUUCUGGAGGCAGCGAUCCGCCCUUGGGCGGCGCGAAUCAGAGCGAUUUACCCGCACAAGCUCCUCACACUGCCGACCCGUUCCGCGCACGUUUUGACAGCACCGCAGACCAGCGCUCUCGUCGCUUGUCUGAUCCACCCGCUCAGCAUCAUAUGCGCCGAGGAUCGGACGGCGCUUUGGCGGCUGGUGGCCUGAGACCACCGGCAUUCAACUUCCCUCGAAGCCAGACUGUGGAGUUUGCUGAGCCUCCACCGAGGAUGACCCCGGCGGAGAGGUCCAGCACCGGCGUUGCGGGACGAGAUGGUCUUCGCCAUCGCAACACGAAUCUUGACUUCGAACGCAGUGAGUAGCUUGCCGUGUUCAUUGAUUCGCAAGAUUGGCUGCUGACGAUUGCUUGCCGCCAACAGCGCCAACAGCGUACUCGGCGCGCUCGUACACUCGCAGGAGUGCCACGGGCGUCACGCUGACGCGAACUCCUACCACAUCCAAAGAGCGUGGCUUUGGAGGGUUCCCUACCCCUGUCGAGCUUGCUGGCAUGGCCCUGAAACGCAUGGCUCCUAAACUGAAUCGCCAGUUUACGCGCAGCAUGACCAUGCCACGCACAUCGACUUUUGCUUCUACACAUUCCGGUGGAGCGGAUACGACCAAUGGCCGAAGUGCGCCUUACCUAAGCUUCGACGCUACGGUCAGUCGGAACUCCCGCUUCUUGGAGCUCAGCGAGCAUCAGCGCGAGGAGCUGGGGGGUAUCGAGUAUAGAGCUAUCGACAUGCUCUGCACUCUGGUCCCAGCCUACUGGUUGUUCGUCGUCUUUCUCUUCAUCGUGAUGGUCGCGCCUUGGCUGGCAUCUCGAAGCGCUGCGGCAAAGUUCUACCAAGUCAGGGAGACGCAAGCGCCGCACGAGCCGGAUUCCACAUGGUUUUGGUUUUUCAAUGUGGUCUCUGCAUUUAGCAAUACGGGCAUGUCUCUUAUCGACACGAGCAUGAUCAACAUGGCCGAUCAGUACUUUAUGCUGAUCCCUCUCGGGACCCUCAUUAUUGCCGGCAAUACUGGCUUUCCAAUCCUCUUUCGAUUCAUGAUUUGGUUUCUCUCACGGAUCGUACCGUCCACGGGUCGCACUUACGAAACUCUCCGAUUCCUGUUGGAUCACCCUCGAAGAUGCUUUGUCUAUCUCUUUCCGUCUGCCCAGACUUGGUUUCUUCUGUUUGUCCUGGUUGUCCUCAAGUGAGUCAUUCUUCGCACAUUGCACGCAAUGCGCCAAAGACGCAAGACUAAUGCGGACUGUUCCGUGACUCAGCUGCACCGAUUGGGUGGCGUUCCUCGUACUCGAUCUUGGCAAUCCAAUCAUCAAGGCGAUCCCUGUUGGACAGCGAGGUGAGUGCAGAUGGUAUUUCAAGGAUAAGUACACGCCGUACUGAAGGCAUCUCCCGUCAUCGCCGCGAACGUUGCAGUGUUCGAUGGUCUGUUUCAAUCCAUCGCCGUGCGUGCUGCCGGUUUUCAAGUCGUCAGCCUGCUUUCGCUAGCUCCCUCGGUCCAAUACCUGUACGUCGUCAUGAUGUACAUUUCGGCCUAUCCCAUCGCAAUGUCGGUGCGCAACACAAACGUGUACGAGGAGCGCGCUCUCGGCGUUUACGAGGACGACCAGACCUCUGAAUUUGGUGACGAGGAGCCUACUACGGGUGGCGCGCGUGUUUGGGGUACAUACCUCGCUGCGCACGCUCGAAGACAACUCGCCUUCGACAUGUGGUGGCUUGGAUUCUCUCUUUGGCUCGUUUGCAUCAUCGAGAGGACUCAAAUCGAGGACAGCAACACCAAUGGAUGGUUCACCAUUUUUUCCUGCCUCUUUGAACUCACCAGCGCUUAUGGAACGGUCGGUCUAAGCACAGGCACUCCUGUCGACAACUUUAGCCUUUCGGGACGUUUCCGCACCCUUUCCAAAUUGGUCGUCUGCGCCGUCAUGCUCAGAGGCAGGCACCGCGGACUUCCAGUCGCCAUCGAUCGAGCCGUGCUGCUACCUGGAGAGAUUGAGGAGGAAGACAACAACCCACUGUACAGCGGUAGCCAGGAUGAUCCGAUGCAGAUGCGAAGCGGCACUGGUAGUCUGCGAAUGCACCCGUCCAUCCCAGUCACCAGCACAUACACUCAGAGUAGCGCGGUCGGACGUAUGAACAAGGGCAUGGAUGAAAAGCAGGGUGUGCUGUCGGGCAACGACGGCGCGCACGAGGAUUUGGGAUCGGCUGGUUCGCAGUAUGCUACGUAUCAGGACCAAGGGUACGGCCUUGCUCCUACUUUGGCCCCAAUCAAUGAGACACCUACACCCACCGCACCGGCGCUGAGUAGGGAGGCGAGCAACCAAGCCCAUCAGCGUCAGACUGCAAUCGAAGCAAGCACUUCGGCCACGGGUAGCGAUGGCAGCAGCAGCGCUGCUCUUGCUCGUCAAAAGAGUCCCGAGUAUCAGAGUCUGAGCCAGGACGAACAGAAUUCACAAGACGAGCAGGUUUCUCGUCAAUUGGCUACAGCACCCGAUCCUCAAGAAGCAGAGACUCCGGCAGGUGCUGUCAAAGCUUCUUACGAGCGAGCAGAGGUCAUCGAGAACAUGAGCAGUGGAAGCUCGGCUUCAACUCCUUCGGCGUCGCAGCUGGAAAAUAAGCCGAAGGAUGAAUAA
Molecule: messenger RNA, 3872 nt
Organism: Ceraceosorus bombacis
Lineage: Eukaryota; Fungi; Basidiomycota; Exobasidiomycetes; Ceraceosorales; Ceraceosoraceae
Source: the annotation of a GenBank genome assembly